This is a messenger RNA of Liolophura sinensis, 1439 nucleotides long. RefSeq names its product octopamine receptor beta-2R-like. The transcript has 2 exons. Gene Ontology annotation, cellular component: membrane. Lineage: Eukaryota; Metazoa; Mollusca; Polyplacophora; Chitonida; Chitonidae. Gene Ontology annotation, biological process: G protein-coupled receptor signaling pathway. The record is from RefSeq and is a predicted model, not a curated record. Bases 249 to 1439 code for a protein of 396 amino acids. Gene Ontology annotation, molecular function: G protein-coupled receptor activity.
GGGUAAACAGAGUCAACAUGGCAGAACGGCCAACACAUGGACCUAACUACAGAAUUAUAAUCCAGUCCUGUAAACUAGCUCCAGUAUUAACUUUGGACAGACAUUCUCUCUAGAUCUGGGCACCAGGAGAAAUAUGAUGUGAAGCCAGCAAUCAAUGCGACCACUGGUAACGGGCAGGCUCCGAAUAAUUUGUAAGUGAAAGUCAAUUGACUCCAGGAUUGACCAGCAAAUAACCAGCAAGACUCGCGAUGGGGACAGUUCCUGACGAUGCUGUGGAUGCAGGGUCUCUGAACGCUGAAACAGAACCCCCUCACUACGAGGCAUAUUAUCUUUUCUUCAUCGCAGGGGUGGGUCUUGUUCUCAACACCCUCAUCAUCACGUCUGUCAUGUUCCGCGAACAUCUCCGGCGAAUGACUUGUGCUUUCCUCGUUCAUGGCUGCCUGCUCAACAUGGCCAAGAGUGUUUUUUGCGUUCUCUUUGGAAAGUACCUUCUGACUCAAGAGGCACCUAAGUAUUGCUCAAUCAUCGGGGAAACCUUCAUCAUCAUUGUGACAGCGUCCACAUUCAAUCUUGUAGCGAUAGUUUGUUCGGAAGCGUACACUUUCCAGGAGUUAAACGUCGGAGGGAACCACCAUGGAUCCGUGUGCUGUGUCAUUUUUGGAGUUUUAGUUGUCUACUUUGGAAGCGUUAUUUUACAUUUAGGACCCACCAUCAUCGGAGGAUAUCUGGACUUCCACAAAGACAUCGGCUACUGUUCCUUUCAGCUUGGAGAGGUGAAAAGUUACGUGGCCAAUGUUAUAUGGAUUGUCAUUGUGACCUUGGCACUUAUUUCAAUGACCUAUUACUUGAGCGAGCUCUACAAAGAGAUCCAGCUAAACUCCCCGAACAGAGUGUCAAUGCUGGUCCGCACGUCUGUCUGCCUCUCAGAAAAUCCGCUGGCUGCACAGCGCAGUGUGAAAACUUUGGUACAAGACUCAAGGUAUCGUGUUAAAGUCCUCAUUGGUGUCACCGUCUCCUUCAUUCUCUGCUGGUACCCCUACUUCGCUCUCCUUGUGAUAGACAUGAAUGCCAAAGUCUCUGCCACCAUUUAUCAAAUGCUCUGUUUUCUCGCCUGGUCUCACGGCACCGUCGAAGCCUUCAUUUACAUAUGUUUCGACCGACAGCUUCACCUUGUAACACAGCUGACAUACUGGCGAAAGCGGCGAUUCCCUUACCUGGAUGGCAUUGCCCCGCUCAUUCAUGGACGUGCUAACAAUGUGCAGAGGAAUCGCCAGAUGGGCUUGGGCAGUUUUCAGGGAUCUCUGGGAACUGCAGCCAUUGAAGAGGAAGAAACUGUGAUACCAAACGUGAGUUCUACGUGCAAUGCUGUGGAGGGCAAUGUCUUGCCGCAUUCUGACACGCCGACAUGCAACGAGUCAUUCCUUCACAGUCAAGUGUAA